GGCAUUCCGCCGGUUCAGCCGAGCGGCGUCGGCUCCCGCGGCUCUGGGCGGCGCGGUAGUCGGACCCGGGCGCCCGCUGGCCCACGGAGGCGGCGGCGACGACGAUGACGACGAUGGCCCCCUGAGCAGGUUGGCGCCAGAUAGCGGCGGGCGGGCGGGAGCCGCGGUCCUGCCCGCGUUGGAGCCUAGACUGGUCGCGCCUCUUUGUCUCCGGGCGGAAGUGGGACGCGCGGCGGGGACGCGGCGGCCGCACCAUGAGCGACAUCCGCCACUCGCUGCUGCGGCGCGACGCGCUGAGUGCUGCCAAGGAGGUGCUGUACCACCUGGACAUCUACUUCAGCAGCCAGCUGCAGAGCGCACCGCUGCCCAUCGUGGACAAGGGCCCCGUGGAGCUGCUGGAAGAGUUCGUGUUCCAGGUGCCCAAGGAGCGCGGCGCGCAGCCCAAGAGACUGAAUUCGCUCCAGGAGCUCCAGCUUCUUGAAAUCAUGUGCAGUUAUUUCCAGGAGCAAAGCAAGGACUCUGUGCGGCAGAUCAUUUUCUCCUCCCUUUUCAGCCCCCAAGGGAACAAAGCUGACGACAGCCGGAUGAGCUUGUUGGGAAAGCUGGUCUCCAUGGCCGUGGCUGUGUGUCGGAUCCCAGUGUUGGAAUGUGCGGCCUCCUGGCUCCAGCGCACGCCUGUGGUCUACUGCGUGAGACUUGCUAGGGCCCUAGUGGAUGACUACUGCUGUUUGGUGCCAGGCUCGGUUCAGACAUUGAAGCAGAUCUUCAGUGCCAGUCCCCGUUUCUGCUGCCAGUUCAUAACAUCCGUGACUGCGCUCUAUGACCUGUCAUCAGAUGACCUCAUCCCACCUUUGGACUUGCUUGAAAUGAUUGUCAGCUGGACUUUUGAGGACCCGAGGUUGAUACUCAUCACGUUUUUAAAUACCCCCAUUGCUGCCAACCUGCCCAUAGGGUUCUUAGAGCUCACGCCCCUCAUUGGCUUGAUCCGCUGGUGCGUGAAGGCCCCUCUGGCUUACAAAAGGAAGAAGCCUUGCCUCUCCAACGGCCACAUCGGUCACAAGGUCGCCAAGGACUCAGGCACAGGCACGGAGAGAGACUCACACCUGCUGUACUCAAAGCUUCACCUGAGUGUCCUGCAGGUCCUUAUGACACUCCAGCUGCACCUGACCGAGAAGAAUCUGUAUGGGCGCCUGGGACUCAUCCUGUUUGACCACAUGGUCCCGCUUGUAGAGGAGAUCAACAGACUGGCAGAUGAACUGAACCCCCUCAAUGCCUCCCAGGAGAUCGAGCUUGCACUGGACCGCUUGGCCCAGGCAUUGCAGGUAGCCAUGGCAUCAGGAGCCCUGCUCUGCACGAGAGAUGACCUGAGAACCUUGUGCUCUCGGCUACCUCACAACAACCUGCUCCAGUUGGUGAUCUCAGGCCCAGUGCAGCAGUCGCCACACACCGCUCUUCCCCCUGGGUUCUACCCGCACAUCCACACACCCCCGCUUGCCUAUGGGGCUGUGCCAGCCCACCCAGCUGCCCACCCAGCCCUGCCUACGCACCCAGGGCACACCUUCAUCUCAGGCGUGACAUUUCCAUUCAGGCCCAUCCGCUAGGCUGGCCAUUCUGAGCCUCCAAGUGGCUGUGUGCCAAGGAAGCCUUCAGAGAGGGUGCUGGCCCCAUGAACAAGGACCCCUGGAAGGCAGCAGGUGGUCCUUCCAGCUGGCAGAACCAUCUUGGUACUGAUGUCCCAAGUUGCCGUUGCCUGGGUGCUUCCUACUUGGUCAUGUUAAAUAUCCAGAUUGGAUAGAUGAAAGGGAGCGCACUCAGCCCUCUGCAGAGAGCUCUGUGGGUGUUUUUAAAUAUGCCAGUCCCAGAGUGAUGGUGUCACUCACGCACAGACACCCUCAGCCUGCCACAGGGAAUGCUGGCGGGUAAGCCGCCUCUCGGGUCCAUUUGCCCUGCCUCAGGAAUGUGACGUGUCCCUGCCACUAACACACGUUUUCGGCAGCUCCAUGAGCUCAGAGUGCGGAGGGAGAGACCCAUGCUUGUAUGCAGCACUGGGCACUGCUCAGGGACACCUGUUGGGAUUCCCCAUCACCUUGGAAAGGAUCUUCUGUGUUUUAUUUGGGGGUAUCUCUAAAUUUUCCUUUCAUGUGUUCAAAAUAAAUUUUUUCUAAACAGUUU
This is a messenger RNA of Onychomys torridus (southern grasshopper mouse), 2172 nucleotides long. It is a transcript of the gene Ints15, whose product is annotated as chromosome 22 C7orf26 homolog. NCBI's taxonomy places the organism in Eukaryota, Metazoa, Chordata, Mammalia, Rodentia, Cricetidae. The transcript is spliced from 6 exons. The record is from RefSeq and is a predicted model, not a curated record. The coding region runs from base 255 to 1601 and encodes 448 amino acids.